AGAUGCCCAAAGGACAACCCAAAGCAGCUAUGGCUGCUCUAGCUCAGGCCGCCAUGCCUGACCCUGCCCCGAAGCUUCUUGGUGUAGCUCCCCCCAGUUGGGGACUCCCUGCUGCAGCGCCCACCAAGGUGAUGAAGAUGGCUGCCACCAUAGCCAGGUACCGCGUGGAGCCCCCAGGUAUGGCGUCAGGUAAGUUCGCCACUACAGGUAAUGGCGGGAUUCUUUCGGCACCGACACGAGGAGCGGCUAUUUCGAAUGCGAUUGUGCCCUACCAAGCCCCUCAGAAUAGGGGUUAUGCAGGUGGGAAUGGACAGUCCAAUGGUGGUUACGGCAAUGGAGGAGGUUUUAACAGCAACUACAAUGGUGGUCAACGAUAUUCGAGGAACUGGAACGGAGGUUAUCGGGAGAGGGAUAACGACGAUAGGUUCAACAAGAUCUACGGCUUGUUAGCUGAACAGGCUGAUGAGCGGGAGCAGAGGAAACGUGAGACAGCUCAGCUGGCAUCUUUGGAGCAAGAAAAGAAGAGAUUGCAGGAGGAAGCACCGAAACGUGUGGAAGAGAAGAAAGAACGUGAGCUUCAGGAGGCAAGAUUGGGACAAAUAGUGCGUUCAAGUAUGAAGGUUGUGUGUGAGUCUGCGCUGGGGAGGAAAGUUGACCUUCCUGGUGAAGAAGAGACUGAGGUUGGCAAGUUACGAAGAGAGUUGGAAGAUUUGAAAUCAAGAUGUGGAACUACUGCAUCAUCUUCGACAUCGUCGCUUAGUCUUGAUACCUUGCGUAAGGAAAAGGAGGCGUUGCUCGAAGCACACAACCAAAGUACUGAAGAGUCCCGGCUCCGCAGGGAAAUUGACGAGUUAAAGAUGAAGAUUAAUGGUCCACCAGCCGACAAGGGUAGCGACGAAGGCUUGGCGCUGAAGCUUCAGGUUGCUGAAUUGAAUGGGUUCCGGAAGGCCCUGGAAGAAAAAAACUCUGAGCUACCAGCGCUGAAGGCCGAGAACCAACAUCUACGGGCGGAGUUUAAAGAUCUCAGAGAUGAGAUCGUCUCUAUCCGUCAGGAUGGCAAGCGUUCCUCAUCAGGUGUGGUGGAGACAAGUCCACCGGAAGCGCCAUUGCGUGGCAAGCCUUGUGCUGAAACCCAGCCUCAAGCUCAGCCGCAGUCUCAAUCUCAACUGCUAGUAGGUACUAGCGCGAUGUACACGCCCAAGGACCUUUCAGCCUUGCAAAAAGAGUACAAGGAUGCGCUUGCAGCCAAGGAAAUGGCUCUCCGAGAAGCGGAGGCGUGUAAGGAACGUAUGGCCCAGAUGGGUGCUUCGAAGUAUCGCCUAUCAACACGCAAGAUGGCGGUAAGAAGAAGCACUCCGAGGAAUCUGAAGACUUCUAUGAAUGCUGUUCAUGUUGACUCAGAUGAAGAUAAGGAGGAUGAACAGCCAAAGGCAUCAGGGGAGGAUCAACCGGUCACUGAUGUCGCACGUGAACUGGAGGAGGCCAUGAUGAACCGUUUUCGUGACAAACGGCAAAAAGAAUUACGAACAGGCAAGAAAGCUGAUCUGGAGAAGUGCUGCCAGGAUGAAGGAAUUUCCUAUAUCGAGCUUGAUCAAGCCAAGAUGGAUGUUGCGGAGAUACGAGCUCGUCAGGACUAUGACGACUGGCUCCGUACUCGCAAAGGGAAUGGGGAGGAGGAGGAUAACAAUCAGGGUUACGCCACCUCUGCUGAGGAGAUAUAAGAUGUGUGAGGACGCGCCCUGAGCGUAUCUUAUCUU
Chara braunii is the source of this 1757-nucleotide messenger RNA. The record is from the annotation of a GenBank genome assembly. NCBI's taxonomy places the organism in Eukaryota, Viridiplantae, Streptophyta, Charophyceae, Charales, Characeae.